GAUGCGUUCAUAGCUAUGGGGAAGGAGCCCCUCACUUUGAAGGACCUGGAGGUGGUAUUACAAGAACUUUAUCCUGAAAAUCCUUAUGCUGCCAGUGCUGCCAUUCAGACGAAUGAGGAGCAGUCCCAAAAACUGAAGAGCAGGCUGUAUGACAAGGCCUCGAAAGUAGACAGUGGCUUUGAUGAGACAGAAAUGACCAAGAACUGCAGCGAAGGCUUGUCUUCCCAGCUGGUAGCUGGACAUGAAGGAAAAAGUCAAACCAAGACAAAGCAAGAGGAAAAAAUGAGAACCAAAAAAAAGUGGACUAGAGAGAGCUGGGGUGGUGAGCAUGGAGCGAAGCCUUCUAGAAAAACACGAGAAUGUGAAAGGUACCUUAAGCAUGAGAGGAGUCCUGAGGAAGGCUUAGAAGACAGUUCUGAGGAGGUGUUGAGGUGUGAGAAAUGUGAACAGGAAAGGCAGGCCAGAGAAAAGUUACGGAGAGAAAGGCAGGCAGAGGCCUCAUUUGAGAAUAGAGACUUGAACACAGGUGUGUGUCAGAGGUACCACGUGGAAAGAAAUACAAAAGUCAGGAACAGCCGAAAGUCUCCCGAAACCUGUCUGGAGGGUGAGGAAGUUGGCUGGAAAGAUAAUGGCAGUAGGAGGAUGUGGAAGCCUCUACAUAGGAUUGUUAAUGAAGGGCUGGAGAAACAAAAAAGGAACAUUGAGAAAGAAAGGGAUGUGGAGAAGCAUGAAAACCAUGGGAAGGAAGUAGUAAAAAUCAGGAAGAACGCUGUAGAAGGGCUCCAGCUAUCUCAUGAAGUGAAGGAAGAUAAUGGAAGUAGCUGUGUAAUGCACCAAAGCGGUUGGCUAAAGAAAGACACUCUGAGAGAUGCUGAGAAAAUGUCUAAAACACAUAGAGAGGGCAGAGAGGGACAAAGGGCUAAAGAGGAAGCUGCCAGAAGAGAGGGGAAUGGCACAUGUAGAGAGAGUGACGUGACUCGACGAGAAAAAACAGGGGAGCGCAGAGUGAGUAAGGAAGACAACAAAACUCAGGGAUUGGAAAGCACAAGCCGGAGGCACGCCAUUAAAAGCAGAACUGAUGUGGAAAAACACUAUGAGAUUGGCAGAACUAUUGGGGAUGGGAACUUUGCAGUGGUGAAGGAAUGCCGCCACUGUGAUUCCAAUCAGAUCUAUGCAAUGAAAAUUGUUGAUAAAUCCAAGCUGAUGGGGAAGGAGGACAUGAUGGAAAGUGAAAUCCUCAUUAUUCGGAGUCUCUCUCAUCCCAAUAUAGUAAGCUUAAUUGAGGUGUAUGAGACAGAGGCUGAGAUCUACUUAAUCUUAGAGUAUGUCCCAGGAGGGGACUUAUUUGAUGCAAUCAUAGAAAGUGUGAAGUUCACAGAGCAUGAUGCUGCUGUCAUGAUCACUGACCUGUGUGAAGCCCUGGUUUAUAUUCACAGCAAGAACAUUGUCCACAGGGACCUCAAACCAGAGAAUCUCUUGGUUCAGCACAAUGCAGAUAAAUCUACUACACUGAAACUGGCAGAUUUCGGCCUUGCUAAGCAGGUUACAAAACCCAUAUUUACUGUCUGUGGAACACCAACGUAUGUUGCUCCUGAAAUACUUGCUGAGAAGGGCUAUGGCCUCGAAGUAGACAUGUGGGCAGCUGGUGUGAUCCUUUACAUCCUGCUCUGCGGUUUUCCCCCUUUCCGCAGUCAGGACCGUGAUCAGGAGGAGCUGUUUCAGAUCAUACAGCUGGGUCACUACGAGUUCCUAUCCCCUUACUGGGACAAUAUUUCUGCAGCAGCAAAAGACCUCAUCACCAGGCUGUUGAUAGUGGAUCCCCAGAAGCGCUACACAGCACGUCAGGUACUUCAGCACCCCUGGAUCAGAACAGCUGGGAAAACCAACAGCAGGAAUCUGCAGAGGGAAGUGACAAUCAACAUCGAGCGCCAUUUCCGGGCCCAGCGCCGAAAGGAAGUUGUUAAUGAGGACACAUGA
Molecule: messenger RNA, 1977 nt
Organism: Agelaius phoeniceus (red-winged blackbird)
Lineage: Eukaryota; Metazoa; Chordata; Aves; Passeriformes; Icteridae
Gene: DCLK3
Product: doublecortin like kinase 3
Biological process (GO): intracellular signal transduction; protein phosphorylation
Molecular function (GO): protein kinase activity; ATP binding
Source: RefSeq, a predicted model, not a curated record